CGGCAGCUUCAUCAGGCAGACGGAGCAGGAGAAGGAGCGACUGGAGCAAGUCUCGUCUCAGCCUCAUGCUUCUUCCUGGGGACUUCUGCUCCCUCUGUCCGCUUCCGAGGCUGUCGUAACAAAAAUAUUUUUAAUAACUUUUUUUUUUAAAUUUAGUAGCAAAAUAAGUAGGGAAAUUGGCGGAAGAAGCUGCCCGAGCCAUGGAGCUUUAUUGCCUGGAGUCGGACAUAACCGUGAAAGCCCAGCGUGACCCAAACAUCCUUUAUGAUGAUAGAGUGUUGCCAAGUUUAUUAACAAUUGAGGAUAGAUUUUUACCACAAUGCUCAUAUUUUCAGCGUGUUCAGAAGGAUAUUCAACCUUAUAUGAGACGAAUGGUUGCGGGGUGGAUGCAUGAGGUGUGUGAGGAGGAGAACAGUAAUGAAGACGUUUUCCCUUUAGCCAUYAAUUAUUUGGAUAGAGUUUUAGCAGUGAUGCCCACAAGAAAAAGUUAUUUGCAGCUUCUGGCAGCCGUGUGCAUGUUCCUGGCCUCCAAGUUAAAGGACUGCAGGCCCAUAUCAGCAGAGAAACUCUGCAUGUACACAGACAACUCCAUCACAGCACGAGAUCUGCUGGAGUGGGAGCUUGUGGUGCUUGGGAAGUUGAAGUGGAACAUUGCCUCGGUUAUCCCCAACGAUUUUAUAGAGCAGAUCAUGCCCAGGCUGCCCCUUCCCAAAGACAAGCUGGCGAUGGUCCGCAAACACACGCUGACGUUCAUUGCCCUUUGUGCCACAGAUGACCGUCUUGCCAUGAACCCUCCCUCUAUGAUCGCCACGGGCAGCAUGGGAGCGGCGGUUUGCGGUCUGCAGCUGGACCACAGCGACCAAAGACUCAGCCGAGACAACCUGACAGACCUGCUGGCCAAGAUCACCAACACUGAAGUGGACUGUCUGAGGGCAUGCCAGGAGCAAAUAGAGCGUGUGUUGGCCUCCAGCCUGCAGCAGGGCCAGCAGUACCGGCAGGAAAGUGGCAUCAGAGCCGGCAGCAAGGCAAGGGAGCAGCAGGACCAGUCCAGCACCCCGACAGACGUGCGCGACGUCAACUUAUGAGCUCUCGUCGUUGCCAGCGCUCCACAGCACUCGCACCCGCCGACCAAAGAACUGAUGAGUAAAAGAGGGGCACAAGCUGCCAGUAUCCAUAUUAAGUUGCCCCCUCGAGUGAUGGUGUGACAAUCUAUGAACUUUUAGAUAUUAAGAAAUUUCUAGUUUUUCACCUUUUUUGACCCCAUUUACGCCUUGUUUUUAUGGCGCGUUUUCACCUUUUUGUACAGAUCACAUGUAAUCAAACUAUUUAAAAACAAAAGAUGGUUAAUCCUUGAAAACUUAGGUUCCUUGAGAGGGAACCUAAAAUAUUUUCAUACUUGAAAAAGAAAAAAAACACAUAUGAAAUAUUCUUUUUUUGAUAAAUAAUUAAAUGGUAUAUAUUUAGCUAGCUUUUUUUAUUAUUAAUUAAUAUCUAGUAAGCAGUUACCUUUUCCUUCGGUUUUCUUCAUGUGAAAAUCCACACAGCAAUAAUUUAAUUUAGUGUAUAGCAUUCAAACCAAACUGAUAUCCAACUAGAGGAUGCUUUACUAUUUAUGAGGAAGAGUGGCGGCUCGGAGAGGGCUGGGCCCGCUCACAGCAGGAGUCUGAGAUGUAAAGCAGUGGCUGUUUUUAAAACCUAUGGAUUCCCUGCCAUCUUCAGACCGGAAAGGUAAAAGAACCGUGUUGUUUUUUUUAUUCUUUUUUAUUAUUAUCAUUAUUAUUAUUAUUAUUAAUCAGAGCUACAUUGUUCUGUUUUAGUGUGGCUCGUACAAGUUGGAGCACAGUUCAUUAGUUGUUUUAUUAUUUGGAAGGGAUUUUAGCUUUAGCCUGGUAUUGUUGAGGUUACAAUGAGUUCUAGCAAGUUUUCACAAGGUUUUAGAGAAAACAGAAGCAGUUUAGAAGGUUUCUGGAAGUGUUUCGAAACAAAGCGUGUGGAAAGUGGUUGAAAAAAAAAAGUGGAAAGCUCGGUUUGAUUGCAAACGGCAACGAGGAAGGUAACUUUAAGCUUUAAGUUUGUGCCUUUGCACCAUACAGGAUUGAUAAGAAGAGAAAUGAUCCCUGAUGAUCUUCAGGAUUUGGGUGUUUUUGCAAAUUCUCUUUAAAAAUAAAUGAUACCAUGGAGCUAGUAGUGAAGAGGGCGACAUGGCAAAAUGAUGCACUUUUAAAACACACUCCUUAAGAUUGGUAAGGGGUUGAUGGUUGAUUUAAAACAAAUCAGUUUUUAGUUAUUUGAAGGGGGUGUUUUUCUAGCUUUUUCUUUUUAAGUUAURUUUUUUUCUGGGCUGGAUUCCCAUGGGGUGAUGAUGCGUGUUGUCUCAAAAGCUCUGCCUCGACUGGUGACUAGUCAUAGGAUUGGCGUAAUUGUAUGUCAUAUAAACUAAGGCAAAGCAAGCCACUUGUAGACUUCAGUGUGUUUUAUUUAACCCUAAACUUGAAUUUUA
Messenger RNA from Austrofundulus limnaeus, 2500 nucleotides. Its product is annotated as G1/S-specific cyclin-D2. The record is from RefSeq and is a predicted model, not a curated record. Bases 201 to 1085 code for a protein of 294 amino acids. Lineage: Eukaryota; Metazoa; Chordata; Actinopteri; Cyprinodontiformes; Rivulidae. The transcript is spliced from 5 exons.